AAAAAUCGAGGAUAACGGUGUCAACUUUUCAAAGUCGAGGAAGAGCUCAAUAGGUGUAAAGUAAACGGAUAUUCUUAUCGGAAGAUACUAUGUCUCGAUGCCUAGUAGUUUCUCUGCUUGUUGUCAUGAUUCUUGUUAUUUAUUCAAUCCAAGACUCAACUGCCGGAUCAGAAUGUCCAGAAAAUCAACAAGAACACAUAUGUGGAAGACUAUGCGAGCCAACCUGCAAUAAUCCACGACCGAAUCGCAGGUUUUGCCCUCGAAUCGUAUGCACUAGAGCCACUAGCGGUUGCAGGUGUAUAAAGGACACUGUUAGAGACACAAACAGUACACAAUGUGUGCCACUGGAUCAGUGUUCGUAAUAAACACACGCAUUAUUUGUAAUUAAUGCCAAAUGAUCAACUCCAUUUUUAUAUAGUUAUUAACCUCACAUUAUCAAGGUAUAGAACUAGUAUACGAUUUUUCAGAGAAGACAUGCUAUUUUCAUAAAUGUAUCUUAUAACUUAUGAGUAGGUAGUAUAAAUAAUUGAAUUACAAGGAAAAUAAAAUAAAAAUUUUAUGUAUUUUAAAUUAUGGAGUUGAUCAGCAUAGUUUCUGAGAGUCCAUAGAUUAUUGAGUAGAGUAACAAUUUAUAUGUAUAUACAUCAAUGAAGUAGUUCUUAAAGAA
Messenger RNA from Bombus pascuorum, 667 nucleotides. Its product is annotated as venom serine protease inhibitor-like. Lineage: Eukaryota; Metazoa; Arthropoda; Insecta; Hymenoptera; Apidae. The record is from RefSeq and is a predicted model, not a curated record. The coding region runs from base 90 to 362 and encodes 90 amino acids. The transcript is spliced from 3 exons.